AGUGUUCUAGUAGCUGUCAUAAUUGUCUUUGAGGAGGCGGUUUAUAUUAUUUUCACCAAUAAAAGUAUCAUUUAAAAUUAGUAGUAAGUAAUACAUCCUAAUAACCGGAGCUUCACUAAGAAACAACCUGUGAUUGGAUUUCUUUUGCACGUAGAGAAAUCAUCUUACAUGGACAGUGACUUGUUAAAAUAAUAGAAAUCAACAUGGCAGCUACCAGGAGAUUACAAAAGGAACUUGGUGAUAUAAAGAAUUCAGGUUUGAAAUCCUUCAGGGACAUUCAUGUAGAUGAAAGCAACAUCCUCACCUGGCAGGGAUUGAUUGUGCCAGAUAAUGCGCCAUACAAUAAAGGAGCAUUUAAAAUUGAAAUAAACUUCCCAGCCGAGUAUCCGUUCAAACCUCCAAAAAUCAGUUUUAAGACGAAAAUAUACCAUCCUAACAUCGACGAGAAGGGACAAGUGUGUUUACCUAUCAUAAGCGCCGAGAAUUGGAAGCCCGCAACCAAAACCGAUCAAGUGAUCCAAGCAUUAGUAGCCUUAGUUAAUGAGCCCGAGCCGGAGCACCCACUGCGCGCCGACUUAGCCGAGGAGUUCCUGAAAGAUAGGAAGAAGUUUUCGAAAAACGCUGAGGAAUAUACGAAAAAGCACAGCGAAAAGAGGCCCGCCGACUAAAGCUCCGACCCUCCCAGAAACACCUUGCACCACCGCAAUCAGAUAUGAAAAGAAGAAGAAAACACUAAUAUUAAAACAAAAGUAAAAAAGAAGCGUUUUUCGAUAAUCCUUCCACUCUAUAUAACCGCAAAAUGAAAUAAUAAUAGUAAUUUCAUAAAUCUUAAUGUUUAUUUUUAUUGUUUUUUUUAGUUUCAUUUGGUUGUUAUAUUAAAAAAAAUAUGCAGGAACGCAGCUGUUACGUAUAUAAGUUGUUUGCGGGUUGAUCUAGUUUAAUUUUUAGGUAUUAUUUUAUUCGUAAGGAAAAACAAACAGGAUUCAUUAAAAAACUGCAACUUUUGCGCACUUGAACAAUAAAAAGUAAUCUGAAGUGGAGGAUCAAAAAAAUAUAUAAAAAACUAAUUGCAUUUGUAAUACAACAAAAAAAAAUCAAUCUUAGGUGAAUUAAUUAAUAAAACUGAAAAUGAAAGCGAUCGUAAGUUAAUAUCGUAUGUAUACUUAUACUAAAUAAACUGUUUCCAAAAGUU
Molecule: messenger RNA, 1192 nt
Organism: Nicrophorus vespilloides
Lineage: Eukaryota; Metazoa; Arthropoda; Insecta; Coleoptera; Silphidae
Gene: Ubc10
Product: ubiquitin-conjugating enzyme E2 L3
Exons: 3
Coding region: 204-668 (154 amino acids)
Source: RefSeq, a predicted model, not a curated record